CCCCGCCCCCGCCCCGCCCCGCCCCGCCCCGCCCCGCCGGAAGGGCGAGCUCGCCACCUCUUGAACUUGGUGGUGGCAGCGCAGGGAUGGCGGCGGGGACGGGGGCUCCGGGAGGCGGCGGCCCCGGCAUGGACGCUCGGCUGGACCAGGAGACGGCCCGGUGGCUGCGAUGGGACAAGAAUCCUUUAACUUUGGAGUCAGUGAAACAACUAAUUGCAGAAGGUAAUAAAGAAGAACUACAAAAAUGUUUUGGGGCUCGAAUGGAGUUUGGGACAGCUGGCCUCCGAGGUGCUAUGGGAGCAGGAAUUUCUCGUAUGAAUGACUUGACCAUCAUCCAGACUACACAGGGAUUUUGUAGAUACCUGGAAAAACAAUUCAGUGACCUUAAGCAAAGAGGUGUUGUGAUCAGCUAUGAUGCUCGAGCCCAUCCAGCAAGUGGAGGCAGCAGCAGAAGAUUCGCCCGACUUGCUGCAACUACGUUUAUCAGCCAGGGGAUUCCUGUGUACCUCUUUUCUGAUAUAACCCCAACCCCCUUUGUGCCCUACACAGUAUCACAUUUGAAACUUUGUGCUGGAAUCAUGAUAACUGCCUCUCACAAUCCAAAGCAGGAUAAUGGUUACAAGGUCUAUUGGGAUAACGGGGCUCAGAUCAUCUCUCCUCAUGAUAAAGGGAUUUCCCAGGCUGUUGAAGAAAAUCUAGAGCCAUGGCCUCAAGCUUGGGACGAUUCUGUAAUCAAUGGCAGUCCACUCUUUCAUGACCCAAGUGCUUCCAUCAAUAAGGACUACUUUGAAGACCUUAAAAAAUACUGUUUUCACAGGGCUGUGAACAGGGAGACCAAGGUGAAGUUUGUGCACACCUCCGUCCAUGGCGUGGGUCACAGCUUCGUGCAGUCGGCUUUCAAGGCUUUUGACUUUGUUCCUCCCGAGGCUGUUCCCGAACAGAAGGAUCCCGAUCCUGAGUUCCCAACAGUGAAAUACCCAAAUCCUGAAGAGGGUAAAGGUGUCUUGACUUUGUCUUUUGCUUUGGCUGAUAAAACCACGGCCAAAAUCGUUUUAGCAAACGACCCAGAUGCUGACAGACUUGCUGUGGCAGAAAAGCAAGACAGUGGUGAAUGGAGAGUGUUUUCAGGCAACGAGUUGGGGGCCCUCUUGGGCUGGUGGCUCUUUACUUCUUGGAAAGAAAAGAACCAAGAUCACAGCGCCCUCAAAGACACAUAUAUGUUGUCCAGCACCGUCUCCUCCAAAAUCCUGCAGGCCAUUGCCUUAAAGGAGGGCUUUCACUUCGAGGAAACAUUAACUGGCUUUAAGUGGAUGGGAAACCGAGCCAAACAGCUAAUAGACCAGGGGAAAAAUGUCUUAUUUGCUUUUGAAGAAGCUAUUGGAUAUAUGUGCUGCCCUUUAGUUCUGGACAAAGAUGGAGUCAGUGCCGCCGUCAUAAGUGCAGAGUUGGCCAGCUUUCUAGCAACCAAGAAUUUGUCUUUGUCUCAGCAGCUAAAGGCCAUCUAUGUUGAGUAUGGCUACCAUAUCACCAAAGCUUCGUAUUUUAUCUGCCACGAUCAAGGCACUAUUAAAAAAUUAUUUGAAAACCUUAGAAACUACGAUGGGAAGAAUAAUUAUCCAAAAACUUGUGGCAGAUUUGAAAUUUCUGGCAUUAGGGACCUUACAACUGGCUAUGAUGAUAGCCAACCCGAUAAAAAAGCUGUUCUCCCUACUAGUAAAAGCAGCCAAAUGAUCACCUUUACCUUUGCUAAUGGAGGCGUGGCCACCAUUCGGACCAGUGGGACAGAGCCCAAAAUCAAGUACUAUUCGGAACUGCGCGCCCCCCCUGGAAAUAGUGAUCCCGAGCAGCUGAAGAAAGAACUAAAUGAACUAGUCAGUGCUAUUGAAGAACAUUUUUUCCAGCCACAAAAGUAUAACCUGCAGCCAAAAGGAGAGUAAACUAUCCCAGCCUUGGGCAUAAUUACAUUUCCCUACAAUUAAGCUGAACUUGAUUUCUUAAGCAAUAUUUUUGUGGGCCAAAUAAUUUAAACUAUUGCUACAAGUAUUCAUAUUUUUUUAAUAGACGUACAUUCCUCCUUGUUUUAUAUUUGAACUUUAAGCGUAAUAAAGAAAGAUGGCCAAAUCUAACAAACCAACAUUCCUGUUAAAAGGUUGAGCAUCAUCCGAAUUUAAAAAAUGAAGAUUUUAAAAAUAACUAACCUUCAAAAAUAUAUUGUAAUUAAUAUGCUUUCAUUAGAAUAAAUACCAAAUAUGUUUCUUCUCUAAAAUUCAUUUUAUGUGUAAGUAAAACAGCCAGAAAGCCUAUACAUAUUACUAAAUUCUGGGCUGUCCUAUGUAAAAGAUAGCCACUUCUACAUAUAUGUAUAUUUACAUUUCUAUCAAUUGCUUAUAAAGUAAAAUAGAUGAACAGAUCAAAUGUUGUGUUUAGGGAAAAUACAAUUCACAGGAACCUAUAAAGUAGAGCAAAAGAUACUUUAAAAAGAUAGUUUUUUGAUCUAAAACUUUAAUUCUAAUAAUGCACCAUUAUACGUUGUGUAUGUGCUAGGAAAAAACAGCUUAACCAUCUUUGUUCAGUGUGUUAACAUUCACUUUAUCUCUUUAAAUCUUGAAUGAAACAAUUGGUUAUUUGAAACUUGCAAAGUAGAUUAUUGUAGUUUUUUGCUUUAACACAAUUAAUGUAAUUUUGGUCCUAAAGCAGCAAGGACUCUAAACAGUGACUACCUGACCUUGAUUUUUUUUGCCUUGCUCUUAUGUGAUCACAAUCUAAAACUAGACUUUUCCAGGUUCAUUAUUUAAUCUGUGCCUCCUCAUAAUUGAUGGCCUUAUAACCUUCCAAAAUGACUCCCAUUGAGUACCCAUGACUGAGGACCAAACUGUUCUUUAUAUACUUUAUAUAUUUUGUGUGAUUUUUUAUUUUUAAAGCAAAUGAUUGCCUAUAUUAUUAUUAACUUAAAUGGUUAUUAACAGUUUCAGAACAAUGAAAAAUUACAGUACCAUUGACAAUCAUGUUUCUAAUGUAAAGGAAAGAAUAUUUGUAUAUCCUAGUGAUACAUAGUUUGUCCCCUACCAGAACUCUUAAAUGUACAAUAUUCAAUAUAUUCUAUCAGCUGCUUCAUUGUAGAAGCUAUAUUUAUUUUUAAAUAUAGUGUACUCUUAAAGUGUACUCUGGAAAAGAGAAACUUCAGAUUUGUGUCCUCUCUACAUUUUUGUGAGCACAUAAAUUGUACCCCAUCACAGAGUUUGUUUCUGGAAAUACGAAUGUAAUUAAGAUCCAGUCCUGCUUGAUGGAGCUCAGGGUCUAAUUGGAGGGCUAAUAAGUAACUACAGUACUUAACACAUUCUGUAAUUGAGUUAUCUGCAAAGUACUCAGAGUUGAGGAUUGUGAGAGAGGGAUUCAUUCUGCGCAGAGGAAGCUUCCCCUUCAGGGGCAAGUAGCAUCUGCAGAUGGAGGAGGAAGUCUUCCAGGCACAGAGCACAGCGUUAGCAAAAGCCUGGAGGCACUGGGGUGUGUGCGGUCCUGGACGGAGGUGGGGAGAUGGUGAAAACAGAACCCAGAUGUAAACUUCAGGACCUGCCCCACUUCCCUCACGUGAGCGGGUGAUUCAGUUGGACCUAGAGGAGAUCCUCCAGUAAGUAUUUCUUGACUUUUUCUUGUUACUGCGGGAUGCAAGGUAGCAACGUGUGGUGCAUAAAGCUUGCACCGUAAGGACCCUGCAUUCUAGUCUUGGUCCACGGGGAGCCAGCUCUGUGACCUUAGUCAGGUCACUUAGCCUGUCAAAGUCUCCAUUUUGUUAUUUUUUAAGACUUUGGUUUUUUUUAGGGCAGUGCUAGGUUCACAGCAAAAUUGAAGGAAGGUACAAAGAUAUCCCAUACCCACCCUGCCCCCACCCCAUGCACAGCCUCCCCCAUUAUCGACACCCUACCGCAGUGGUGCAUUUGUUACUAUUGAUGGACCUGCGUUAACACGUCAUUAUCAUCCAAACUGUGGAAACAAGAAGAAGAUCAGUGAAUUGCCGGGGGUUAAGGGGGAAGGAGAGAUGAAUAGGCAGAGCACAGAGGAUUUUUAUGGCAGUAAAAAAAUUUUCUGUAUGAUACUGUAAUAGUGAAUACAUGUCAUUAUACAUUUGUCCUAAUCCACAGAAUGUACAACACCAAGAGUGAAUACUAAUGUAAACUGUGGACUUUGGGUGAUAAUUUUGUCAUUUUAAAAAUAAAGAGAUUUUACU
Molecule: messenger RNA, 4225 nt
Organism: Eubalaena glacialis (North Atlantic right whale)
Lineage: Eukaryota; Metazoa; Chordata; Mammalia; Artiodactyla; Balaenidae
Gene: PGM2
Product: phosphoglucomutase 2
Exons: 14
Coding region: 87-1937 (616 amino acids)
Biological process (GO): purine ribonucleoside salvage; carbohydrate metabolic process
Molecular function (GO): phosphopentomutase activity; magnesium ion binding
Source: RefSeq, a predicted model, not a curated record